Molecule: messenger RNA, 3364 nt
Organism: Exaiptasia diaphana
Lineage: Eukaryota; Metazoa; Cnidaria; Anthozoa; Actiniaria; Aiptasiidae
Source: RefSeq, a predicted model, not a curated record
UGUGAAAUGUGGAACAAGUUAUCAGCGACAAAGAAAUCUAACUGAUCACCUUAAAACAUGCACCGGACAAAUCAACAAGCGUAGAUUAACACAAACAACCGAGAUUGAAGACCCAGAUGAGAAGAGGAGGAGAGAGGAGGCCGAACAGAUCGCCUACGAAAUUGCCAACAUUCCCGAGGAAAUGUUUCAAGAGUACGAUGGACCACUUCUCGAGGAUCAGGAGGGUGAAGGACAAGUAGUAAAGGAAGAGUGUACUCUCGAUGAGAAUGCCACCAUUUCCAAGUACCAACCCAACAAACAACAAAAGCACGAUCUCCUUCUCACACUUCAAGAAAAGAAAAAAACAAUCGUAAAUCAACUUCAUAAACAACUCAAGAAGAAAYGGGGUAUCAAGUGGUUUUUGUCUAGUAAUGUCAAGAUGGUCAAGACCAAACCUGAGGGAGAUGACGAGGUAGCCACCCCCCACUUCCGAAGCAAGUGCAACACGACUAUGCACGCUAACACCAUAGAAGAACAAUAUGACGAGGCAGUAGAAAAGAUAAAGACCUCCUUUUUAGAGUAUCAAAAGGAGGGGAGUGGUUGGCAAAUGGAUGAAGUCCUUCAUCUAGAUUUGGGUGUGGCCACCUACACCCCCAUAAGUGGAGCUACCUACUUAACACUCCCAAAGAGGAUUAAAGACAAGAAGGCAGUCUUGAAUAUCCAAAACAAGGACCAAAAGUGUUUCCUCUGGUCUGUUUUAGCCGCUAUUUAUCCUGUUUCCUGGGGAUCACAUCCACACCGUGUUCAGCACUAUUUAAGGUAUGAGCAUGAAAUUGACAUGCAGAACAUUAGUUAUCCUGUCAAGAUAUGUGAUGUUAAGAAAUUUGAGAGACAAAAUGCGAUCAGUGUAAACGUGUUUGGAUUUGAGGAUGAUGAACUUUUCCCUCUAYACAUCACCAAACAAAAACAAGAACGUCAUGUUAACUUAUUAUUAUAUAGUCAGAAUGAUAAGAGACAUUAYUGYCUCAUUAGAGAUUUAGAUCGAUUAUUAGACAGCAUGAGUCGAUACGAGCAUCGUAUGYACCAUUGUGUGUACUGUUUGCAUGGCUUUGUUCGCCGAGAUUUAUUGGAAGACCACGAGCCUCACUGUGCUCGUCAUGGUCCACAAAAAAUCAAAUUACCAGAUGGAGACAAUAGUACAUUAUACUUCCAAGAAAUACAAAAACAACUCCAAGUUCCGUUUAUCAUAUACGCGGAUUUCGAGUCACUUUUAGUUAAGUGUGACAAUACUCCUUUGAAGGAUAACGUAAGCGGUACACAGAAAUCUCAGCACCACCAGCCCUGUGGGUUUGGUUAUGUUGUCGUGUCUACAUUAGAGCAAUAUAAUCAACCCCCAGUGGUCUAUCGUGGAAGAGAUUGUGUAGAUCGAUUUUUAGAGUGUUUGUUGAAAGAGGAGAAACGCAUAAGCAACAUCCUCGAUCACGUGACCCCUAUGGUCAUCACUCCAGAACAAGAACAACAAUUUCGACAGGCAAGUGACUGUCAUAUUUGUGKGGAUCCCUUAGGUGUGGAUCGUGUUCGCGAUCAUUGCCAUGUCAGCGGUUUGUAUCGCGGGCCCGCCCAUAACCAGUGCAAUUUGAAUUAUAAGUUCACGGGGAGAAUUCCCGUGGUAUURCAUAACCUUCGAGGGUAUGAYAGUCACUUGAUCUUGCAAGGAUUAGGUAAAAUAAAAUCGGAAAAGAUCACCUGUAUCCCUAACAAUACAGAGAAGUAUAUAUCCUUCUCAGUAGGAGAMCUAGUUUUUAUUGAUAGCCUUCAAUUUCUCAACAGUUCAUUGGAAAGACUGGUGGAUAAUUUAAGCAAGGAGGGGGUUGAUAAAUUCAAGGUACUGAGAAAGCAUGUAGACAUCGAUAAGAUUCACUUAUUGUUAAGGAAGGGGGUAUAUCCCUAUGAGUAUUUAGAUUCCUUUGAAAGGUUUGAGGAACCCAUGUUGCCGAGGAUUCAUCACUUUUACAGUACGUUGACGGGAAGUACGGUAUCAGAAAGUGAUUAUGCYCAUGCGCAAAGGGUAUUCGAGGCCUUUCAAUGUAGGCAUUUGGGGGAUUACCAUGAUUUAUAUCUCAAAUCUGACGUCUUAUUGUUAGCCGACGUAUUUGAGAAUUUUCGUAGUAUAUGCCUGAAUURCUAUAAAUUGGAUCCAGCCAAUUUCUACACUUCACCAGGCCUAGCAUGGACCGCAUGUUUAAAGAUGACUGGGGUGGAGUUGGAAUUGGUGACUGAUCCAGACAUGUAUUUAUUCAUAGAGGAGGGGUUACGUGGUGGAAUAUCGAUGAUUACGCAUCGUUAUGCCAAAGCCAAUAACCCCUAUGUGCGUUGUUAUACACCAGAACAACCGCAUAAUUAUAUCAUGUAUUUAGACAUGAAUAAUUUAUAUGGAACGGCAAUGAGUGAGCCACUCCCUGUCAACAACUUUAGCUGGUUGACCCCUCAUGAGAUCGAGGAGGUCAAGGAAAAACUCAUGACCCUUCCAGCAGACGGAGMAGAGGGCUAUAUCCUAGAAGUGGACCUUGAGUACCCUGAAGAAAUUCACAAACAGCACAACGAUUACCCACUAGCACCAGAGAGACUCGAGGUUCCACGGGAUUGGCAAUCUCCUUAUUGCCAUCAACUUUUGGAGGAUUUACAAAUGAAAUACAGUCCCACACAGAAACUGGUCCCAAACUUAAAUGAUAAAGACCACUACAUUAUUCACUAUCGCAACCUACAGCAAUACCUAGCCUUGGGGAUGAAACUUAAGAAAAUCCAUCGCGUCAUCAGUUUCAGUCAGUCCCCCUGGCUCAAGGCCUAUAUCGAUUUUAACACAGACAAACGAAAGCAGGCACGGAACGACUUUGAGAAGGACUUUUUCAAAUUAAUGAACAAUUCCGUUUUUGGAAAAACWCUUGAGAAUUUGCGUAAACGUGUUGACGUGAAGUUAGUCAACACGAAAAAACAAUUCAAGAAACUGUCAGCUAAGCCUCAGUUUGAUUACUUCAGGAUAUUCAAUGAAGACCUGGUGGCAGUGAACAUGAAGAAGCCCUCCCUCUAUUUGAAUCGACCCAUCUAUGUGGGGUUUACGAUCCUCGAGUUGUCCAAAACCUUCAUGUACGAUUUUCACUACAACGUGAUUAAAGCAAAGUAUGAAGAUCAAGCCACCCUUCUCUUCACCGACACAGACUCUCUCUGUUACUCCAUUGAAACCAAGGACAUUUACGAAGAUAUGAACGAAGACCUCGAACUCUAUGACACAUCAGAAUANACAUGUUUUGAGAAAUAUACAUUAGCUUACACUGUCAUUUUUGAAUGUCGUAAAAAGUCCCGACUUUCCCGACUUUCCUGUUUUUGA